UUUAGCAACCAACAAUAAACAGCACAGAUCGUACGGUCUAAUCUAUGGCUACGCUAGCCAGUGUAUGAACGAACCUAUCAAACCAACAAACAGCAUGAGAUUUCGACUGAACUAAGAUUUCAAGGAAGGUAUACCAAUCUUCGAGUGCUAAGACGCACACUCCUGAUAUACACCAGCCAUAAUGUCUUGCGAUAUUUCGGACUACAAAUGCGCCGAUAAGGGGCUCAUCCUGCCUCUUACAAACGAGUACACAUGGAGCAUCGGGUUCCGGGCGUUUGUGUACAUUGUUGGCUUACUGUACAGCUUCAUGGGUGUGUCCAUCAUAGCCGACAUCUUCAUGCAAGCUAUCGAGACCAUCACCAGUCGCAGCGCCAAAAUCAAGAUGCCUGAUCCUUCAAACGAGACCGGCUACACUGAAGUGGAAGUAAAAACGUGGAAUGGAACAGUUGCCAAUCUCACACUCAUGGCGCUUGGGUCUAGUGCGCCAGAAAUUCUCUUGUCCAUCAUUGAAAUAGUUGGAAAUGGGUUCCAAUCAGGACCAUUGGGUCCCAGUACAAUCGUGGGUUCUGCUGCCUUCAACUUGAUGUGUAUAACUGGUAUAUGCAUAAUAAGUAUUCCUGACGGGAUUGCUAAGCGCAUUCGGAACAUCAAGGUGUUCGCUGUAACUUCUAUAUUUAGUGUUUUCGCAUAUAUUUGGCUGGCCAUCAUUUUGAUGGUUAUAACACCUGAUUUCGUCGACUUAUGGGAAGCCAUCGUAACAUUACUCCUCUUCCCUAUCAUGGUCCUCUUGGCAUACAUUGCUGACAAAGACUACUGUGGCAAGAAACCAAUUGAUGACGAAAGCAAGCUGCUAGAAUUAGAUGAAGAAAAUCUUCUUAACGGAGACCAUGCUGAUAAACAUGUCAUCGUCGAAAUUCUCAGGAGGCUGAAGCGCGAGAAGGAAGCCACUCCAGACGAUAUGGCUCGGCUUACGGCCCAUCUGAUGGAGCAGAACCAGUCACACGGACGCGGUUGGUACAGGAUCAAUGCUAUCCGAAAUCUCUCUGGAGGAACAAAACUUACAACGACAAUGACCGGCAAAACUAACGAGCUACUGGAGACCUUGCUGAUUGAGGACCAGAUGGGCUCAACAGCAUCAUUUACAUCCAUGAGUGACGGUGGCACAAAGGCCAUCAUUGAGUUUGCAGCACCAUCUACAGCUGUUUUCGAAAAAGAUGGUCAUGCACGUAUCACUGUGAUGCGACAUGGCAAUCUUAAAAACCGCGUACUUUAUAGGGUGGAGACAAUAGACGGGACGGCUGUGGAGGGAGAGGAUUACAUUUCCUUUAAGGACACGCUGGUGUUUGAGCCCAACGAGACAGAGAAACACAUCGACAUUCAGAUUAUCGACGACAACAUCUGGGAACCAGAUGAGGUGUUCUUCGGCAGAAUUACCAUCGAUUCCGAAAAACAGAACGCAGUAGUUGGCAGAAGGGCGAUAACUGAGAUUGUUAUACUCAACGACGACGACCCAGGCGUAUUGGAGUUUGAACACCCAAGUUUCCUGUUCAAGGAGAGUGUAGGAACAGCACUGGUCCCGGUGAACAGGAUAGACGGAGCUGAUGGUAAGGUCACAAUCACAUGGAAAACCAAGGACAUGACAGCCAUUCACGGCAGGGACUACGAAAACACUGAAGGGACACUCACCUUUGACCAUGGAGAGAGGACAAAGUUCAUUGAAAUUCAAAUUAACGAUGAUAAGGUAAGAGUUCUGAAUUAUUUUUACAUCAUAGAAUUUAGUGGUCUUGUCAGCCGAAUCACCAGCCUGACCAACGCCAACCUAGACUCGCUUCGUCUUCAGAAACAAACGUGGGGACAGCAGUUUGUAGAGGCCAUGAACGUCAAUGGAGGAGAUUUGGAAACUGCAACCACAUUUGAUUAUGUCAUGCACUUUUUAACCUUCGGCUGGAAGCUCAUCUUUGCUCUCGUACCACCAGCCACAAUCUGGGGAGGAUGGUUCUGUUUUGCUGUAUCCUUGGGGAUGAUUGGAUUACUGACAGCCUUCAUUGGAGAUCUUGCCUCUAUCUUCGGGUGCCUCAUUGGUUUGGACGACAGCGUCGUAGCCAUUACCUUCGUUGCUCUGGGAACCAGUCUGCCAGACAUGUUUGCUAGUCGCACAGCAGCGCUGAAUGAAAAAUAUGCCGAUACGGCAGUUGGAAACGUCACCGGAAGUAACGCCGUAAACGUUUUCCUAGGUCUCGGCUUGCCGUGGACAAUGGCUGCUGUCUACUGGUCAGCAAAGGGGACCACGUUUGAAGUGCCUGCUGGAUCACUGGGAUUCAGCGUGAUCGUCUUCACCAUCUGCUCCCUUGUGACCAUCAUGUUCUUACUAUUCAGACGCAACUUGAACGUGUUUGGAAGUGCGGAACUCGGAGGUCCUAAAAUCCCCAAAAUAUUAUCGGGCAUAUUUUGCAUUGCGCUGUGGGUCGUAUAUGUAUUGCUUGCUUCAUUAAAUGCAUACGAACACAUCCCCGGGUUUUAAGCGAGCAUAAUAAGGACAUUAGAAUAGAAUCUUAGUAUUUUUUUAUGGAUAUGAACAUUUGCUUCACGAGAGUGAUGGUAAGAUUGACAAAUAAGACUGAUUUAGGAUUUAGAAUAUCAAACAACAAUCUUUCAGAAUGUUCAUGCCGUCGAUGAUUUUGGUUAAGACGGUGGCUUUCCACAAAGAACUAGAGGCAUACCAAAGUAAGGAACACUGUCAGAUUAUGUACACAGAUACGGUAUACCAGAAAGCCUGUCGAAAUCAAACUUCCAGGUUUGGACACGAAACAAAAUUACCUUUGACAUCGAAAACAAGUCAAUCCAUCAUGUAACUUGUCAUUUGAGUAAUUUAAUAAAUACAGCUUCGUUUGCAUGUGUUUCACAUGUAUAGUUGACUAAUGUUAGAGUGUCUCUUAUAAAACGUAUGUGAGAGGGUAACUGACAUUGUGCUGAUGUAAAAAGGUCACAGAUAAUGGAUUGUUAUGAGAGAAUUAAAACACUUGACUGGUGUGAGAGAACUGAAGACAUUUGAUUGACAUGGAAGAAUUGUAGACAUUUGACUGAUGUGAGGGGGUAACCGACAUUUGACUGAUGUGAGGGGGCAACAGACAUUUGACUGAUGUGAGGGGGGUAACAGACAUUUGACUGAUGUGAGGGUAACAGUCAUUUGACUGAUGUGAGAGGGUAAGAGACAUUUGACUGAUGUGAGGGGUAACAGACAUUGGACUGAUGUGAGGGGGUAACAGACAUUGGACUGAUGUGAGGGGUAACAGAUAUUAGAGUGGCGUGAGUGGAUUAAAGACAUUGGACUGACGUAUGAAGGUCAUCGACAUUGAACUGAUGUGAGGUCACUCACAUAGGACUGUUGUGACCUAAGGUACGUUUGUCACUGCCAGACUGUGAUAUGAUUAUGUGACGUCUCCCAAGACUUCCGUCCAUUAACUUGUAACUAUUUUAAUUAAGCACGAUAUGAGAUAGAAACCUACCAAAGAACUAAUAUUUUUAGGAUUAAUAUCGUAACACUCGUAUAGGAUCAUGGAAGGACAACACAGAAGUUUGUCAAUUUAGCCAAUAUUUAUAUAACGAGACGAUUAAAUGUAUUAUGUUAAGACUUAUAUGUAUCAUCUAACUAUUGAUACUACAAAGAGAGAACAUACAACGUUAAUUUUGGUUAAAAAAAUAUCAAAAUAAUAAUAGCUGUUUUUUUCCAUUCCAUGAUCCGAUACUAUUUUAACUGGCCACAAUAUAAGUAAAAUAAUUCAGGAUAGCACUUUUCUCUCCUUUGUUUUCUGUAUAUAGUUAUACUUGUAUUUGCAUCGUAUGUUUUUGUGAAUGCUACUUUAUCAAUAUAAUAACGUUUUUGUUAUGAUUUAAUUAGGCUGACAAUAGCAUUUCUUUUUGAACGUACCGAUAAUAAAUAAUGAUGUUUGUGUUUUGACAACAUGAACGGAGUUGUCUUAUUUUGUAUAUUAUUUUGUGGACGUUGUCUUCAAAAGAAGCUUGCCUUUUGUAUAUUGUGUACUAAAAGUUUUUUAAUCAAAUGAAACGAAAACUUCACAUUCACAUUCGUAACAGGCAAUCCAUAUAUUCUUUUGAUUUUCAUGCGAAUAGAACAAAGAUUGAACUAUUAUAUUUACUGUGAUUUUGAGAAUGCUAGCUCGAGUGGAAGGGUAUAUGUGCAAAAGAAUGAUUGAAAGGAUGAACUUCUCAAUCAUAAUUGAUAGACAUAGAACAGCUAUAGAAAGAAAAACAUAAUUUUGUAGCCUAUUAGUUACAUUUCAGCCACUGUUGUAGGAUUUGUUUAAGAAAUUUCAUUUACUCUAGUAAAAUCUUCAAACGGCGAAAAUUAUGAAAGCGGUUUUUUUUUGUUUUUUUUUUCAAACCGGGUUUAUCAAUCAGAGAAAAUUGAAUUAGAUCAAUUGUUACCUGGGAGUGAUUGUCAAUAUAUAAGGCUGUUUUAUUUACACUGAGUCUUAAUAAAAAAACAACUAGAUACGUUAAAAUACGUCCAGCUAAUCAUAAUGUGCUAAGCCGUAAAUUAUUAUUAUUAUUUUCCCAAAGUCACAUUACAUAAGAAAAGCUAACUCAGGGUCUUGAUCUCGCACAGUGCACUGUUUGUUUUUAUUUAGAAUAGAAUAAUGCUAAAAUCUAUACAUCGAUUCAGUUAUUUUUUUCUUAUUGUUUUCUUUUAUUAGUGCUAUAUUUUUUAUAAAAAAUACAAGGUUGGAAACCUUAAAGUAUUUAUUUUUUAUUUUGACCAAUGCAUACCACAAUAGAGUGCACUCAUAUAUCAAGUACUAAUUUUCCUUCAUAUCAUUUGUUUAAAGUAGUUUGAUGAACUGCUUAUAUCAUCAUGUUAUUGUUUUCGGAAAGCGUCUGUGAUAUACAAUUAACAAAAUGUAGCAGUAUUUUAAACUUUAUUUACAUUAUAUGAAUGUUUGUACAACUUUGAUAUCUGACAAUGUAGAGAAAUAUUAAAAAUCAUGGCCAGG
Mizuhopecten yessoensis (Yesso scallop) is the source of this 5012-nucleotide messenger RNA. RefSeq names its product sodium/calcium exchanger 1-like. Gene Ontology annotation, molecular function: calcium:sodium antiporter activity. Gene Ontology annotation, cellular component: membrane. Gene Ontology annotation, biological process: transmembrane transport; cell communication; calcium ion transport. The coding region runs from base 182 to 2521 and encodes 779 amino acids. The record is from RefSeq and is a predicted model, not a curated record. The transcript has 10 exons. Lineage: Eukaryota; Metazoa; Mollusca; Bivalvia; Pectinida; Pectinidae.